Molecule: messenger RNA, 552 nt
Organism: Plasmodium coatneyi
Lineage: Eukaryota; Apicomplexa; Aconoidasida; Haemosporida; Plasmodiidae
Exons: 1
Coding region: 1-552 (183 amino acids)
Biological process (GO): dUTP catabolic process; dUMP biosynthetic process
Molecular function (GO): magnesium ion binding; dUTP diphosphatase activity
Source: RefSeq, a predicted model, not a curated record
AUGCAUCUGCAAAUCGUGUGCCUAAAUGACGAAGUCCGGGAGAUGUACAAGAACCAUAAGACGCAUCACGCAGGAGACAGUGGCUUGGAUCUGUUCAUAAUAAAGGAUGAAGUUCUGAAGCCAAAGUCUACCACCUUUGUAAAGUUGGGAAUUAAAGCCAUAGCCUUGCAGUACAAGUGUAACUACUACUACAAGAGUCACGCGAAUGCGGGUGCACAAGUCAGUACGGGUGGUGCCUGCAUGAAGGAGAGCAGUGCCCAUCAAAAGAACCCAGAGAUCGUUAACACCAGCUACUUGUUAUUUCCUAGGAGCAGCAUUUCGAAGACUCCACUGCGGCUAGCCAAUUCUAUAGGAUUAAUAGAUGCAGGCUACCGAGGGGAACUCAUUGCUGCUUUGGACAACACAAGUGAAGAAGAAUAUGUGAUUAAAAAGAAUGACAAGCUAGUGCAGCUUGUUUCCUUCACGGGGGAACCCCUUUCCUUUGAGUUGGUGGACGAAUUGGAUGAGACGUCCAGGGGCGAGGGCGGCUUCGGUUCGACCUCCAAUAAGUAG